Ananas comosus (pineapple) is the source of this 1553-nucleotide messenger RNA. RefSeq lists its product as uncharacterized. The coding region runs from base 134 to 1132 and encodes 332 amino acids. Gene Ontology annotation, molecular function: zinc ion binding. Lineage: Eukaryota; Viridiplantae; Streptophyta; Magnoliopsida; Poales; Bromeliaceae. The record is from RefSeq and is a predicted model, not a curated record. The transcript is spliced from 3 exons.
GCAAAUAAAGCACUCCAGAUUGAAUUGCACAAUCUAAUUACUUUACCAGGACGAGGGUCAUUUUCACCGUUUUUUCUGGGCAUUCGGUGCAGUGAUUCGAGCAUUCAAGAAGCACUGCAGGGCGUUGAUUGGUAUGGAUGGAACCUUCCUAACGGGUAAGUUUAGAGGUUGUCUGCUGACCGCGUCAUGUAUUGUUGGGAAUAACUGCAUAUUGCCAUUGGUGUGGGCAGUUGUUGAAGGUGAAAAUCGCUAUUCCUGGCACUGGUUUCUGGAACAGUUACGGGAUGGCGUCGUCGGUGAUCGCGACUCCAGCAGAGCAAAUACUGUACUUACUAUUGUUUCCGACCGCCAAAAAGGAUUGAUUGAUGCUGUAUCCGAUGUUUUUCCGGAUGCAGCUCAUGGUUAUUGCAUUUACCAUCUGUCUACCAAUCUCCCGCACGCGCCAAAGAAUACACCUGCGUGGAGAAGAUUUUGGGCUGCGGCUCGUGCAUACACUGUAGCGGAGUUCAACGAACACAUGGAGAAGAUGAAGGAGUUGAACCCCGAACAGUACAAGUAUGUGGUCAAGCUUCCUCGGCAUAGGUGGGCUACCCAUUGCUUCUUGGGAAGGCGUUAUUCAAUGCUCACUUCCAACUGUGCCGAGACGAUAAAUAGUGUAAUUCGACAUUUAAAGGGCCUUCCAAUUACCUACCUCGUCGAGGAAACACGAAAGAAAACAGCUUGUUAUUUUUACCAGAGGAAAAAUAAUGGGGAAAAUAUUACCAGUGUAGUAACACCCUAUGCAGAAAAGAUAUUAGGGAGCUCGAGGGAAACUUCCCGCUUUUACACGCUGAAUCCUUCGACCGAUGUCCUCUUUCAGGUAAUUGCAGCCGACCGUACGGAUGUUGUGGAUCUUUCCAAAAAGACAUGUUCCUGCAAGCGAUGGGACAUUGACGGCAUUCCAUGUAAUCACGCCAUGGCAGCAAUUUCAUUUAGGCUACGGGAUCCGUAUGAUUUUGUCGAGGACUGGUUUAAGACCUCGACUUAUCGCGCAACCUACAACGAUUGCGUCCCCCCCACCAGAGGCAAAGAGCAAUGGCCUGCAAUACCAAGUAACGUUGUUCUACCGCGACCGCCAAACGUCCGCAUAUAACCGGGCAGAAGAAAGGUUUCGCGGCGAGAGUCUAUUGCUAACGGCUUAAUAAAGAAGCGGUGCCGAAAUUGCCAGAGAUGGGGGCACAACAAAAGGUCAUGCAAGAAUCCUCCUGUGGCUAGAGCAAACUAGCUGCCCGCGACGACAUCCGCGGGCGCACCGCAGGAAACAUCGAAAAAUCCAUACGUUUUAUUGUAAUAGUUCAAGGCUAAUGUUAGUAGUGAACAUAUAGAUAAUUUGAUUAAGUAAAUUUUUGUAAUAGUAUAAAAUAGAGGAUAACAGUUCAACAUAUUUAAAAAAUAGUGUAACAAGGAUUUCAAAAUUUUGACUGGUUAAGUGAAGUUGCAAUGAAACGAGCCUACGGAUACACUGUUAUAGCGGUCAUUGCACCAUUUCUACUGCAGUAGAACCUUUCCGUUGC